Paraglomus occultum is the source of this 685-nucleotide messenger RNA. The record is from the annotation of a GenBank genome assembly. NCBI's taxonomy places the organism in Eukaryota, Fungi, Glomeromycota, Glomeromycetes, Paraglomerales, Paraglomeraceae.
AUGAAGCCAUUCGAAUUAAUAUCGAUUUUCAUUGUUGGAUUGCUGGCCAUAAACUCCAUUACCUAUGCGCAUGAGCAACAAAAGCCUGGUGAUGCCAUUCAGCUCAGCUUGGUUCCUCGCGUGCCAGUCUAUAGUACUGGGACGAGUCAACUUGUUGACACAAAGAGACAUAAGAUCCGUAUGGAUAAAUGCAAGCCCAAUGCAAAGAUGACAAAAAAUCACGAGCGUGAGGCUGAACUCUUUGUGAAUGCCAAGUUUAGAAGGGGAUUAUUGCCCGGAGGUUCUGGCCCAUUUGCUGGCGUGUCAAAUCCGAGCGUUUACACAACGGGAGUUGUUAAUCUUUAUAAUGAUAAUGAGUGGGUUGGUCAAAUUUAUCUUGGUACACCCGGUCAAUCAUUUUUCGUGAACUUUGAUACGGGGUCGGCAGAUCUUUGGGUCCCAUCCAUUGCAUGUCAAGAUGUAUGUAAGAAUCACCGUCGAUAUAAUUCAUCCAAGAGCUCGACUUUCCGCUAUGUCGGAAAGCACUUUCAAAUUAGAUACGCGGAUGGAAGCACAUCCCAAGGAGAUGACCAUGAGGACACUUUGACUAUUGGUAGCCUCAAAAUUCCUUCACAAGACUUUGCUUCCGUUCAAACCACGAGCGCAGCGUUGUCCGGAGAUAUUAUUGAUGGUAUACUUGGACUUG